Messenger RNA from Sphenostylis stenocarpa, 1023 nucleotides. NCBI's taxonomy places the organism in Eukaryota, Viridiplantae, Streptophyta, Magnoliopsida, Fabales, Fabaceae. The record is from the annotation of a GenBank genome assembly.
AUGGAUUUGGCCUCCACCUCCUCAACGCACCACAGAGCAAAGCAGAGCCUACAGCGUUCACCACCAACAACUGCAACUGCCACUGCAACAGAGAAAUUUGCAAAUCAGAAGACUUUUGAGUUAAGGAAGCCACACACAAGAGAAGAAACGCGAAUGAAGAGUGAAAUAGAGUUGCCUCCUGGAUUCAGAUUUCACCCCACGGAUGAUGAAUUGGUGAACCACUAUCUCUGUAGGAAAUGCGCUGGUCAACCGAUUGCUGUUCCUAUCAUCAAAGAGAUCGAUUUGUACAAGUUUGAUCCAUGGCAACUUCCGGAAAUGGGAUUUUACGGCGAGAAAGAAUGGUACUUCUUUUCUCCUCGGGACCGGAAAUACCCCAACGGUUCACGGCCGAAUCGCGCCGCCGGAAGUGGGUAUUGGAAAGCCACCGGCGCCGAUAAACCGAUCGGAAAACCGAAAGCACUUGGGAUCAAGAAAGCUCUGGUUUUUUACGCGGGGAAAGCCCCCAAAGGAGAGAAAACCAAUUGGAUCAUGCACGAAUAUCGCCUCGCAAAUGUUGAUCGAUCAGCCUCCAAGAAAAAUAACAACUUGAGGCUUGACGAUUGGGUGUUGUGUCGAAUAUACAACAAGAAAGGGAAGAUUGAGAAAUACAACACGGGCACACAGAAAGUGGAGACUGGGGUGGUUAAUAAUUUGGAGCAUGAGAACGAGACGAAGCCGGAGAUUCAGAAGUUUGGGAAUGAGCAAUUGUACAUGGACAGUUCAGAUUCAAUGCCUAGGUUGCAGACUGACUCCAGCUGUUCAGAGCAGGUGGUUUCCCCCGAUGUGAUGUGCGAGAGGGAGGUGCAGAGUGACCCCAAAUGGAAUGAUAUUGGGCUACAGCUACAAAACGCCUUUGAUUUUGGAUACAAUUACUUUGACAACAACAACCUUUCGGUGGAUGACCCUUUUGGGAGUGUAGAGUUCCAAAUUGGCCAGCUCUCGCCUCUGCAGGACAUGCUGAUGUACCUGCAGAAGCCCUAUUGA